GCGUAUAAACGCGUGUAUCUUCCGAAGCCUUGCGCGCACCAUGGUAACAGCCCUGGUACCGCACUGGGCGUCGUCUGGGCUGAAAGAAACGACGAGCGGAGCGCGCUGAGAAGCGACGGUUCACGCGCCUGUUGUGUAAACAUCGGAGCUGAACAGGUGAGGUGUAACUGUAAGGAGGGAAGCCGAUCGAUCGAUCGAUCACAUUUGUCCGAUGGUCGUGUAGCGCCGAGAGAGACUCGGACCACAACCAGGAGGAGCGGAGCGGCGUGACGGACACUUGAUGCUCGCUCCUGCGGGAUAUGCUGCAGGCUGCGCGCGCUCUCCGACAGCACGUGAGCGCGCCCGGAGGGCUCCACUGAGAAGGUCCGCGAGAUGAACGCCGUCACGGAGGUGGUCGCGCUCCUGCUCGGCUUCGUCGGUGUGCUCAUGGUGGGCGUCUCGCUGGAGGACCCCUACUGGAGGGUGUCGAGCGACGACGGCAACGUGAUCCGCACCGCCUGCAUCUACGAGAACCUGUGGAGGUCGUGCGCCACCGACUCCACCGGGGUCUUCAACUGCAGGGACUUCCCGUCGCUGUUCGCGCUGCCCGGGUACCUGCAGGCGUCGCGCGCGCUCAUGAUCACGGCCAUCGUGCUGGGCGCGUGCGGCGUGCUCGCGACCCUGGUGGGCAUGCGGUGCUCCAAAGCGGGAGGGGAGAAUUACGUGCUGAAAGGGAGGAUCGCCGGGGUCGGGGGUGUACUCUUCGUGCUCCAAGGACUCUGCACUAUGAUUUCUGUCUCUUGGUACGCGUUCAACAUCACCCAAGAGUUCUUUGAUCCGCUCUACCCGGGGAUAAAGUACGAGAUCGGGGAGGGGCUGUACAUCGGCUGGUGCUCAGGGACGCUGGCUAUCUGUGGAGGCGUGUGCCUGCUGUGUGCCUGCAGGACGGAGGGCCCAGACAAAGUCUCGUACCCGUACCAGAGUGCCAAGAGAACCGUGUAUUCGGGGGCCUCACAGAAGACCCCUAGUAACUACGACAGGAACGCGUACGUCUGAGGACGCCGUUGUUGGGCCGCUGCUGCCAGCACCCCAGACCUGCACAACCUUUGACCUGGGGCUGAAAGGACAUAGAACUCCUGCUUGACUUGGGUGCUGUCCAGAGUCCUCCCUCUGCAAUACUUUAAUCCAGGCAACAUAAAUUCCAUUAUAACCCUGAGUCAUCGUGCCCUUUCAGAGAAAAUAUGAAUGGCAGGAUGACUCACAGUUAUGUUUGUCGUGUAAUUGUCAUAUAAUAAUGCCUCACUUUGAUGUUCCGAACGACAAUACAGGAAAAAUAUUAAACCUAGAAAAUGUGUAAAAAAUUCUUAUCGACUGUAUUGGUGUGAAAGGUGAAAUUCAACUAACUUCUUACUUUUUAUGUCCUCUUUUAUAUGCCUUUAUAUUCUAGUUUUAUACUCUUUCAUAUGCAUUAAUAAGAAUAAUGUUUUCUGUGCUUUUAUACAAGGAAAUACAAGUAGGGAUCACUUAUAAGAGCUGAGAUGUAUAAUUUGUUUAGUAAGAAGAAGCUGUUGGCGUACAACCUUAGACCAGGUACUCAGUCUCCUUUGAGAUCUCUUCUUAUUCUGUUUGAACAAAAGUGUUUAUAACGUUGAUCUUCUCCUGUCCUGUUGCAUCAAAUCAUGUUUCAUGGUGGUUAAUUUCUUUCCUUGCUUUGUAAAGAGCUUAUGGAAUUAAAUAGAUUGAGGUCAAAACAAUACCUCAAUGCACA
Messenger RNA from Scleropages formosus (Asian bonytongue), 1747 nucleotides. Its product is annotated as claudin-15-like. Lineage: Eukaryota; Metazoa; Chordata; Actinopteri; Osteoglossiformes; Osteoglossidae. The coding region runs from base 373 to 1035 and encodes 220 amino acids. Gene Ontology annotation, cellular component: membrane; bicellular tight junction. The record is from RefSeq and is a predicted model, not a curated record. Gene Ontology annotation, molecular function: structural molecule activity. The transcript has 5 exons.